UUGAUGAAAAACCGAAGACCAUUCGACGCGGCAACGAAAGUUUCGUACAACUUUUUGAAGUGCACCGUGGCGGAGAAGUGCGCUGUUAAACAUGAUUAUAGAAGGCGGGAAACAUCGGGGCAAUUUAAUAACAGUAGCCACUAUUGCGUUAGCAUUUUCAACAUAUAUUCAGCAUGUUGCUAGUUUGCCGGUUGAAAUCAACAAUCAGUGGCCAACAUUUCCAAGGAGAAAUAUAGCAGCAUUGGCAAGGGAUGGGUAUCUCAGAAGCGCUUCGCCAGGAUUCAAGAGAAGCAUUUCAACUCUUGCUAAAAAUGGACAACUCCCGACUUAUAGAUCACCAUACGAUGAAACCGACAAGCAGGAAACCGACGACGACGAAUCUCAUGAAAAAAGGAAUGUAGCUUCUAUUGCUAGACUUCGGAGCUACUCUGCCAUGAAACGUAAUAUCCAGGCACUUGCACGAGAUGGUUACCGCGGUGGCAGAGGACAGUACAAUCAACAACAUGACAAACGCAAUAUUGCUUCAAUGGCACGCAACGGUAUGAUUCACAAGAAAGAUGAAAUAAAUGGUGAUGAAUAUUUCUAUCCGUUUUAUCAGAAUCCUAUUCCACCUCUAUCGGAGAUGGAUGGACCAUUUGAUAUUAACGAAUUAUACGAUCUACAACAAUCGGUAAAUCCAGAUAUGUUCCCGCCUUUAUCUCAAGCCUAUAAGCGGAACGUUUAUCUUCAGCCUAUGAACGAUUUAUACACGAAUCAAAUGGAUAUGGAUGAUAACUGGAAUUACAAAAGAGGUGCUAUGGGAUUACCAGUUCAUGGCCUCUAUAGACCCAUAUUUACUGAGCCUAAUACAAGAACUAAAAGAUACAUACUUUCUCUUCCGGAUACUAUGGAUCACAAUGACAUUAACGUGCCAGAGAAUACUGAGGGAAACGACGAUAAACGCUCAGUGGAUGAAGAUGAGGAUAUACGUGAUAGUUUCGAAAAACGUCAUAUUGGUUCAUUGGCUCGAUUAGGGUUACUUCCAUCAUUUAGGUUUUCAGGAGGGCGUUAUAGUAGAUCUGGUAGAGCGCGACUUCUACUGCCCAGUCAAGAAAUGUACAGGGAAUAUAUCUCUAGUCCCGAAACUGAGCCAGCAAUCGAUACAGACGACACCGACAUAUCGUCGCCGGCAAUACCUUCUUACUCGCACCCGACCGGCAGGAUCCUCCACCGACCGUUAAACAACGACCUACCGAUCCCUAAUAAACCUGUAACGUCACCUUUUCCCAACUUCAUAGAUUCUUUCACGAAAAAUCGCUGGUAUCCAAAGGAAAAUUCUCGGUUCUACCACUUUAGGUCUCUCAAAAUUCCUUACCAUACAUCCGACAAACGGUACCUGCUUCUGCCAGCGGUGGACAAUUUUCUUCUUAGGAAGGCUUACCGUAACAGCAGUCUACCUGGACGUCGUAAAAACCAGUAGCUGUGCCAGUGCCAACUGAGCGACCGCACGGCCCUCAGCACUGGCAACUGAAUAUGUCAACGAACUUUUUAAUUCGCUGUCGUUAAAAAUCCAAUAAGUAAACCACAUGUCAUUUGGGAACACGGAUUCUGAAUAAUUAAGACAAUAAUAUACUUAUAUUAAAAUUAAAUUCUUACAUCAGUUAUCAAUGUUACUUAUAUGUUAUUUAAAAUAUAUGUUUGUUAAGAUAAAAUAUUUGUAGCUAAGUAAAUAUUAUAUUUUAAGGGAUCUCAAUUUUAAGACGACUUGGCCAGCCUACUACAGUUAUUGUAUACAUUAUAUUAUUGUACUUAAAUAACUAAAUGUCAAUCGCAAAUAUUAGUUUAAUAAGAAUACUUGUACUAAAUUGUACUCGUAUUGUAAAGUAAGUUGGAUUUUUUAUAUUUAUCAAAAAAAUUCUUGAACUUUUAAACUUAUUCAAAUAAUAUGUGAUAUGAAAAAACAUUACUACGGUUAUUUCUCUUUAAAUGUUUACUCCACUGAUAAUAAUUUAUCUCUAUAUAGAUACUUACACUUUUUGGGACAUAUCUUUGGGCAUAUUUUUUUAAAUUUUUUCUCUUUAUUAACUAGAAUUAGCUGUGUUUGACAAAUACUAUUUAGUAUAAUGUUUUAUAAUAAAUAAAUAAAUAAUAUAACUGUGAGCUUUAAGCUUUUUUAGUGUCAAAGCUUUUAAUAAUAAAGGUAAAUUAGCCUCUUUAUUAUUUUAAAAAUAAACAUAAGACAAUAAAGUGGGCAACAUUGGCGACCAUUGUACGAGAUAAUUAAAUUUAAAUAUACUGUAGUUUUGUCUGUUCGAUACUAAUACAGGUACCUUAUUUAAAAACAUCGUGUUGGUUGAAAAAUAAACCAAAAAGAUGAAAUUGUUUUUUUAUUAUAUUACCCUGU
Diatraea saccharalis (sugarcane borer) is the source of this 2383-nucleotide messenger RNA. NCBI's taxonomy places the organism in Eukaryota, Metazoa, Arthropoda, Insecta, Lepidoptera, Crambidae. The record is from the annotation of a GenBank genome assembly.